Bolinopsis microptera is the source of this 1914-nucleotide messenger RNA. RefSeq names its product E3 ubiquitin-protein transferase MAEA-like. NCBI's taxonomy places the organism in Eukaryota, Metazoa, Ctenophora, Tentaculata, Lobata, Bolinopsidae. Gene Ontology annotation, cellular component: GID complex; cytoplasm; nucleus. Gene Ontology annotation, biological process: proteasome-mediated ubiquitin-dependent protein catabolic process. Gene Ontology annotation, molecular function: ubiquitin protein ligase activity; protein binding. Bases 374 to 1534 code for a protein of 386 amino acids. The record is from RefSeq and is a predicted model, not a curated record. The transcript has 7 exons.
UCCAGUGUCUCACUCCUUUCCAUUGGUAUACGCUAUAAUAUUAGAAUUAUAAUUAGAAUAUGAACAAUUAUACUCAAUAGUUCAUUUGAGUAUAUGCAUUUAACUAUGCAUGCAUAGUUGCAACCUUGGAGUCCUUGGACCUGGGUCCUGGAUUCUUCGGCUACUUAAAACAUGGCAUGAAAUUUACGGCUGUGGCUAGAAUCCCAUCCCCAUCAAUAUACUCAAUAGUUAUUUUAAAAUAUCAUUCUUUUUACCAGAUCACUACAUAAAGUUAGAUAAAUCUAGUGUUUGAUGAUAAAAGCUAAAUCCUCUCUUACAGGAUCCAAUCCUAGCAUGUGAUUGUACCGAAGCGAGAUAAUUCCCAACCGUUGCCAUGACGACGACUAAAUGUGCGGAAGUGGUUGCCUUGGAGUACACCACCGUCAAAGUGCCAUACGAGGUACUAAACAAGAAGUUCCGUCAAGCUCAGAAGAUAAUAGACAGAGAAAUAUCCCAGCUGAGUAACCAAAUUACUAACAUCAUGAGAUUACCUUCACCAGAACUACAGAGACAAGCCAUGCCUGCUUUCAAGGAGAAACUUACUUCUUUCAGAAAAAGGUACGCAGAUUGUUUGUCGAAGGAAGGAGGAUACGCUGACAAGUGUUUACAGAGGCUGCACCACUUGUCAGACUACACUUCCAACUCGGACCCCAAAACAGAGGCUAUCUGGAGAAAACAACGUCUUGACAAGAUACUGGUGGACUACUUUCUGAGGAACAGCCAUUACGAGACGGCCUUACAAAUGGUCAAAUCAGGGGGAAUCGAGGAUAUUGUUGACACUGAAUUGUUUAUUUCCGGACGUGACAUAGAAAACUCUCUGGGGGCUCAUGAUGUGGGUCCUUGCCUGCAGUGGUGUCAUGAAAACAGAAGCAGACUAAAGAAAACAAGGAGCACGUUGGAGUUCAACCUGCACACCCAGUGCUUCAUAGAGCAGAUCCGCACAAAGGACUACAUGGGUGCUAUACAGUACGCGCAGCGCUUCCUUGUGGAGAGCGAGGGGAUGAGCAAAGAGAAGCUGCAGGAAACUAUGGUGCUGUUAGCAUUCAAACCAUCUACAGAGUGUGAGAAAUACAAGGCGCUGUUCAGUGAGGACAGAUGGCAGGAACUAGUGUUGGAAUUCAGAGCCAGUAAUUAUGAGUUACAUCAUUUACACACUGACAGUCUCAUGUCUACAGUCCUACAGUCCGGCCUUUCUGCUAUCAAGACUCAUCAGUGUUACAGUAGUGAGAAGUCAGGUGACUGCCCGGUCUGCAACGAACCACUAAACUCCCUUGCAACUCCUCUACCCUUCUCGCAUUGUACUCAGAGUAGACUCAUCUGCCGUAUAUCUGGACAGCCGAUGAACGAACACAACGCGCCAAUGAUGCUGCCAAACGGCAAUGUGUACGGAGAGAAAGCUCUGACCGAAAUGAUGGCCUCUGAGGGUAUUGUCACAUGUCCCAGAACCAACGAGAAGUUCUGGCUUGAUCAGGCUCAGAAAGUUUAUGUCAUGUAGUUCCAACUGAACUGGGGCUUUAAAAGUUUGUGAAUCAGGAAAAAGCUGUUCCAUUGUGAGCUGAACGUUCACUUCCCUAGGAAAAAAAAACAUGCGACUAGUAAAUGGGAAGUUGUUUACUGUAUAGCUGAUGUUUUGCUUGAUGCACAUGAAUUUUGCUUUAAUAAUUACUCAUUCAGUUUGGGAAAACUUUGAUGCAGAGCUGCUAUACUGUUUCUUUUUACGUUUUACUGGGUUUACUAGAUAUGAUCGAAAAACGAAAGAAUGUCAUUUUGGCGAGGCGUUUCGAAUUGAACUCAUAACUUUCAAUUCAUAACUUUGUUGUUGUAUGCUGUAUAUUAUAAGAUGGUUUUUCUGUAUUAUUUGUUGACAUUGUUUGA